GAAACAGAGGAAACUCCCCCGACAUUUAUUGCCCGCAUUCCUUUUUGUUGAGGCUCUCUUGAAGCCUUCUCUUCCCACCUUUUUUGCACCUGUAAUCUCAUUCUUAAGUGUUUUUCCCUUAUACUAUUUAUUAAUAGUCCAUUCCAUUCCAUUCCAUUCCAUUUUCUGUUAAAAUUUUUCUUUCUGGGUUGGUCUUUGAUUUAAGAAAUCUUCAAUUCUUGAAAUGGGGAAGAAAUCUUAUUCCUCUUCCGCAUGGCGAGGGUGGCGGUAUUUUGAACCUCGCUAUUACAUGAAGAGGCCUAAACGACUGGCAUUGGUUCUUGUCGUUUGCAUCUCUGUUACAUGGCUAGUCUAUGACCGCCAAUCACUCAAUAGGGAGCACCAGGAGGAUAUUUUUAGAUUAAAAGAAGAGGUUACCCGCUUGCAAAAUACACUGGAGAAUAUAAAGAGCCAUAUGAAAGGCCCGGCAGAAAGUAUCCAAAAUGAUGAAAAAAUCAAUAAAUUCCACGAAGGUGUUUAUGUUGAGGAUGAUCCUAUUAGCAUACAACGAAGAGAGAAAGUAAAAGAUGCUAUGAUUCAUGCAUGGACAUCUUAUGAAAAGUUUGCAUGGGGCAAGGAUGAACUUAAGCCACAAUCAAUGAACGGUGUUGACAGUUUUGGCGGCCUAGGGGCAACUUUAGUAGAUUCGCUUGACACAUUAUUUAUAAUGGGUCUUGAUGCCCAGUUCAAAAGAGCUAGAGAGUGGAUUGCAAAAUCAUUGUAUUUUAACAAGAACAUUGAAGUUAGUGUGUUCGAGACAACCAUAAGGGUUCUGGGCGGACUUCUUAGUGCUUAUGAUCUCUCUGGUGACAAAGUCUUCCUUGAAAAGGCUAGAGAUCUUGCAGAUAAGCUGUUGCCUGCUUGGGAUACACCUUCAGGAAUCCCCUUUAACAGAAUUAACUUGGCAUAUGGCAAUACAAGUAAUCCUAGGUGGACGCGGGGGGGAAACAGUAUUCUUGCGGAUUCUGGUUCAGAGCAGCUUGAAUUUAUUGCUCUCUCUCAAAGAACAAAAGACCCCAAGUACCAUCAAAAGGCGGAGAAGGUCAUCAAAGAGCUUCAAAGAACUUUUCCUGAGGAUGGGUUGCUUCCCAUAUAUCUUAAUCCACUUACUGGAACUAAAUCAGCCGGUUCAAUUACAUUUGGUGCUAUGGGUGACAGCUUCUAUGAAUAUCUACUCAAGGCCUGGAUACAAGGGAACAAGACUGAAGUAGUACAAUUUUACAGGGAAAUGUGGGAGACAUCAAUGAGAGGUCUUCAAAGCUUGAUUAGGAAGUCAACACCAUCAUCUUUUACAUACAUAUCUGAGAAGCUUGGAAAUGCACUCUUUGACAAGAUGGAUGAAUUAGCAUGUUUUGUUCCUGGAAUGGUGGCUUUGGGAUCUUCUGGCUAUGGCCCUGGAGAAGCUGACAAAUUUAUGUCUCUUGCAGAGGAGCUUGCAUGGACUUGUUACAAUUUCUACCAGUCAACACCAACUAAAUUGGCGGGGGAGAACUAUUACUUCCGCGAGGGAGAGGAUAUGAGUGUUGGUACCUCGUGGAAUAUCCAAAGGCCUGAAACAAUUGAGUCACUGUUCUACCUCUGGCGUUUCACUAGAAACAAGACAUACCAAGAAUGGGGUUGGGAUAUUUUCCAAGCAUUUGAAAAGAACUCUCGGAUUGAGACAGGAUAUGUUGGACUCAAAGACGUGACUACAGGUGCCAAAGAUAAUAUGAUGCAGAGCUUCUUCCUUGCAGAAACACUCAAGUACCUCUAUCUCUUGUUUUCGCCUCCAUCAGUCAUCCCUCUUGAUGAAUGGGUGUUCAACACAGAGGCCCAUCCUUUAAGAAUUGUGACUAGAAAUUCUCGGCAAGAGGGACUGAGUGUGGACCAAGAAGAGAAAUUUCCACACCAUUUGCAUGGUAGAAAAGAAGGUCGAAUGGAUUACAAGUAAUUAAGGUUUGUUGCUUUAUGAUUUAUGGUAAGCAAACCCCGAAGGACAUUUUUAGUUCCCUACUCAUGUUAGAUACACAGACUUCAACUCAGGUUCUGUGUGACAGCAUUUGUUACUGUCUUUGCGUGAGAAUGAUCCACCAUGUUGAUUAAUGGUUGCGCAGGGGACAACUUGUCCAGUUUUAUCAAAACCUCUAUAAUCAGGAUUGUCUGUCUCAUCCAAUCUACGUUAUGUGGUAAUGUGGUGAAGUAUACCUGGAAGCUUUUGUUUCCUGGUAUAGUAGUAGGACAAAUGUGGGUGUAAAUGCCUAUGUAGAAAUAGAAACCACUCUACUUAAUUUUUAACCAAUUUUGGCAAGGUUGUAAAUUCCCGUGUAUCAGUUGAACUGACCAUUAACAGGAA
Messenger RNA from Gastrolobium bilobum, 2371 nucleotides. Its product is annotated as mannosyl-oligosaccharide 1,2-alpha-mannosidase MNS1-like. Gene Ontology annotation, molecular function: mannosyl-oligosaccharide 1,2-alpha-mannosidase activity; calcium ion binding. The transcript has 15 exons. Gene Ontology annotation, cellular component: endoplasmic reticulum; Golgi membrane. The record is from RefSeq and is a predicted model, not a curated record. Lineage: Eukaryota; Viridiplantae; Streptophyta; Magnoliopsida; Fabales; Fabaceae. Gene Ontology annotation, biological process: N-glycan processing; carbohydrate metabolic process. Bases 224 to 1969 code for a protein of 581 amino acids.